Molecule: messenger RNA, 3201 nt
Organism: Leucoraja erinaceus (little skate)
Lineage: Eukaryota; Metazoa; Chordata; Chondrichthyes; Rajiformes; Rajidae
Product: antigen WC1.1-like
Exons: 9
Coding region: 969-2747 (592 amino acids)
Cellular component (GO): membrane
Source: RefSeq, a predicted model, not a curated record
CGGUUUAAACCAGCAUCUGCAAUAUGGAAUGAGAAAUGGAAAAAUCAUUUUUUUCCUGAUAUUGGAAUGGUUCUAGGAAUGCAUUUAUUUACCAAAAGAGAACAAAGGUAAAGCGAGACUUCAAAAGACCCCGCCUACACGAGGAACGGGCGCUGGGCUGGUCUCAGCAUGCCUAUUGCAUUCGGUUUAGAUCAAUGCAUGAGCUGGUGGUUAUCGUUUAUUCAAUAGCCAGUUUAUUCCUUGUUACUGGGCCCAUUUCUCAUGGUGAGGCCCAUAGGUUUCUCGGCAAUGUUUUAUGUAGACGUAGACAGAAUGUUUCUAUGCAGUUUAUCUGCCAAUGUGACAUAGAAACAUGGAAAAUAGGUGCAGGAGUAGGCCAUUCGGCCCUUCAAGCCUGCACCGCCAUUCAAUAUGAUCAUGGCUGAUCAUCCAACUCAAUAUUCCUGUACCUGCCUUCUCUCCAUACCCCCUGAUUCCUUUAGCCACAAGGGCCACAUCUAACUCCCUCUUAAAUAUAGCCCAUGAUCUGGCCUCAACUACAUUCUGUGGCAGAGAAUUCCAGAUAAUGUUUUUCUCAUCUCGGUCCUAAAAGAUUUCCCCCUUAUCCUUAAACUGUGACUAUUGUUCUGGACUUCCCCAACAUCGGGAACAAUCUUCCUGCAUCUAGCCUGUCCGGCCCCUUAAGAAUUUUGUAAGUUUCUAUAUGAUCCCCUCUCAAUCUUCUAAAUUCUAGCGAGUACAAGCCGAGUCUAUCCAGACUUUCUUCAUAUGAAAGUCCUGAUAUCCCAGGAAUCAGUCUGGUGAACCUUCUCUGUACUCCCUCUAUGGCAAGAAUGUCUUUCCUCAGAUUAGGACAUGUGAUAUGUGGACAAUUGAUGCAGAAAAUAAUCCUUAAAACUAAUAGCUGACCAGGUAAAUGUUGAGAUGUUAUGGAAUAUUUUGUCUUCACAUUAAUGGUUUAAGCCAACAUGUUUUGUAUUAUAGAUGAAAUUUGGUCUCUGAGAUUGAGCAAUGGGGGCAGCCGCUGCGACGGCCGUGUGGAGGUUUACGACAAUGGUAGAUGGGGGAGAGUGCAGGAUAGCGCCUGGAACAUCAAUGAUUCCAACGUGGUCUGCAGAGAGUUGGGCUGCGGCUCCGCCAUAUUCGCCUACAACUCCUCAAGGUACGGAGAGAGUGAGCUGCCCGUGUGGGUGAACCACGUUCAUUGUGAAGGAAACGAGUCGCAGCUCCGAAAUUGCAGCACAUUUACACUGAAUCAGACAUCCAGCGACAGCAUCGGUGUUGGAGUCCUGUGCUCAGACCAUCUCCAAUUACGGCUGUCUGGGGGUGGAAGUACAUGUGCUGGACGAGUGGAGAUUUAUUACAAUGGGUCUUGGGGCACAGUUUGUGAUGACUCCUGGGAUCUAGAUGACGCUAACGUGGUCUGCGGGCAGCUAGGUUGCGGAUAUGCUGUGGAAGAUAAAAUUCCGGGAUUCUGUGGACGAAGUAAAGGCCAAAUUUGGUUGGAUGAAGUAAGAUGCUCGGGUAACGAAUCAUACCUCUGGAACUGUCCCUCCGCACCGUGGGGUCGGCACGAUUGCAGUCAUAAGGAAGAUGUGACAGUGAAGUGUUCUGAACACAAAGAGAUGCGCCUGGUGAACGGAGGCCGGCGGUGUGAAGGGAGAGUGGAAGUGUGGUACAACGGGACAUGGGGAACAGUGUGCUCCGAGAAGCUCUAUAGAGAGGAGGCGGAAGUGAUCUGUAAACAAUUAGAAUGUGGACCCCUCGCAUAUAUUGAAUAUCGCGCCUGGAUAUAUGGACAAGGUUCUGGGCCCAUAUGGAUCGAUGAGAUGAAAUGUAGCUCGCACGAGUCAGCCCUUUGGCAGUGCCAGUUUGACCCGUGGGGGAAACACAACUGUGACCACAGGGAGGAUGCAGGCGUUUCAUGUAAAGAUCUACAACUGCGGGUUGAUGGCGGCAGCAACAAUUGCUCAGGAAGGGUUGAAAUAUUAUUCAACAACAGCUGGGGAACGGUGUGUGAUGACUCCUGGGGUCUCGCCGAUGCCAAUGUCGUCUGCAGACAGUUGGGCUGUGGCUCUGCUCUUUGGACUCCAGGAGCGGCGACCAUUGCCCCGGCCUCAGGUGAUAUCUGGCUGGAUGAAGUGAAAUGCACGGGAAGGGAAUCAUUCCUGUCCCGUUGUCCGUCUUCACCGCUCGGUCAACAUGACUGUGAUCACAAGGAAGAUGUCUUUGUCACCUGUUCUGAGUUGAGAAAGAAGCCGCCCUCCACGGCUGUUGUGGUUUGCACAACUCUGGGAAUCCUACUCAUCGCUGAAUUUGUCGCACUGGUGAUAAUAGCUCGGAGGCAAUCAGCAAGAAGAGAUGCAGAGUUGAGAGCCAGAGGAUUUGGCUUUUACGAAGCAAUUUAUGAAGAGAUUGACGAUACUCUUCCUGGAAACAAGUUCAGUCAGAUGGAUGAUUCAAUCUCUGGAUCCAUUGAUUCCAUGAAUCAAAUAGAAUAUUACACCAGUGACCCUUUGGGUUGUGCUCAUUCAACAAGCGAACUCCCUGAAGGAACCUCCUCCAGUGUUCGAGAUCUAGUUCCGGAUGACCAUGACGAUCCUGAGAGUAAAGCCAUUGAUUGUCCGGGCGGUCAGUUCUCGACGGACGGUGGCGCCGAUGACCUUCUGAUGCUAACAGUUGCCGGCGGUGACGUGGACAUUGGUGGUGAAUCUAGCAUGAUACCUUGUUUCCAAAGCCUGGCUUGAAAUGAUGGAUGUCGCUCGGCAUUUCAUCAGACAGCACGUGUCUUUCACCCUUCCUGCAAGAUCGACAAGCAGAUCUUCACAGCAUUGAUAUCACUCGCCAACUUAUCACAAGCAGAAUCUUUGACUUCAUUUCAAACCACUUGGUUUGAAUUUUUGCCCUAAACCUUGGAAGAAAACAUGUUCUCUGCUCUCUGGACAGGCGUAGAAAAACAUAUUUAAUCAUCAUUCUUCUUCUGGAAGAAAUAUCUUUUUUUUCCUAAUCAAUAAACGCGUGUUAAUUUGAAUUUGUAAGCGUUUUUAUACAUUCCAUGUAAAUGCUUAAGAUUGUGCAGGUUAAAAUGAAUGUUACUUUGUUCUUAUCAUGCUUUACCUUGCUUUGGUGUCGUAAUGAACUGUUUCAAUCUCGCUCAAUGUAAGAAUUGAACAAGCAUAAUAAAUACUUCAGGUGGAAUUC